AUGGGCCGAACAAUUCUGUUUCUCUUUGCACUUGUCAUUUUCUCAGUUACCCCCAGCCACGGACAGGCAACAAAGUGCGGCAAGCUCUUCGAACGCAAAGAAUGGCGAACAUUGACCCAGGAAGAGAAAUCUGGCUGGGUGGGAGCUGUGAAAUGCCUCGGAAGCAUACGGCACCAACGAUUGUCAUUCACGCCGGAACAAACCGUUCUCGAGGGAAUGAGAAGUCUAUACGAUGACUUCUCGUACUCACACGCAGCAGUAGAGCACAGCGCACAUAGGAAUGUCUACUUUUUGCCGUGGCGUAUGUUCCGCCUCCUCUCAACCUUUGUUCAACACUUCUAUAUUGACACCUGCGCAGACCGCUGGUUCCUCUAUCUGUUCGACGCGUCUCUCCGCCAAAACUGCGGGUACAGUGGUCCAACGCCAUACUGGGACUGGUCGCGUGAUCACGCGGACCUGGUCGGCUCUUCCGUGUUUGAAGAUUCACCCGAGUUUGGGCUAGGCGGGACUGGAGACUGUAGUUCUUCGCCCGAGGCUGAUUGCAAGGUCACUACAGGCGCUUUUGCCCAGUUCGAGCUUGCCUGGCCGAUCCCGCACCCACUGCGUAGGAACUUGACGCUCAUCACUGGGUGGUUCGAUCAUGAGAAGCCCCAGAACUCCACACUGGGCCCAGACUCUGUGCGGAACUCGACUGAGCAUCACACGGGCGACUUUUACAGUUUCCAGCACUCAAUGGAGCAGAUGCAUAAUCAUGUCCAUAACUUCGUUGGCGGUGACUUGGCGGGGGACUGCCCAAAGAAACUACCAGCGGACGAUUGCAAGGACCUAGCCGUCGCCUUCACGCCUAAUGACCCUCUAUUUUGGUUGCAUCAUGCGCAGCUUGACCGUUUAUGGAGCAAGGUGUGUACUCCUUCCAAACCUUACUUGAUUCGACUGUCAUAUCAGAUAUACUAA
This is a messenger RNA of Colletotrichum scovillei, 954 nucleotides long. RefSeq names its product monooxygenase. The coding region runs from base 1 to 954 and encodes 317 amino acids. The transcript has a single exon. Lineage: Eukaryota; Fungi; Ascomycota; Sordariomycetes; Glomerellales; Glomerellaceae. Gene Ontology annotation, molecular function: oxidoreductase activity. The record is from RefSeq and is a predicted model, not a curated record.